Messenger RNA from Patella vulgata (common limpet), 1716 nucleotides. RefSeq lists its product as uncharacterized. NCBI's taxonomy places the organism in Eukaryota, Metazoa, Mollusca, Gastropoda, Patellidae. The transcript has 4 exons. The record is from RefSeq and is a predicted model, not a curated record. Bases 104 to 1048 code for a protein of 314 amino acids.
UUAUAUAAAAUAAAUAUAUUAUAUGACGUACAUACAGAAAUAAAUCAUAUAUACCAUACAAACUAUAGAACAACAGGUGUAACAGUGGAUAUUAUACAACAUAAUGGACGGGAAACGUAUUUUGUUAUUGGCACUGAUAUAUACUGCUGUAAUUCAAGAUAUCAAGGCUGCUAAGCUUACAAUAACACCAUCCCCGAAUCUACAGACAGGUGCUACAUCUUUAACAUUACGGUGUUCAGCUGAUGCUAACUCAAAUUAUACUGAACUAAGCGCUAUUGGGAUAAACAAAGUGACCAAGGGAUCAUCAUCAUUAGUGGCGUUUACAACACUAGAUUCGACUGGGUCGUUUAUACGUGGAAAUGGAAUAACAGCACCUAAAUAUGAAAUAAAUGUGGCUUUAAGACCACAAUUAACCAACAACGCCAUACAGGUUAUCAUACAUAAUCCCGACUGUCACGAUACUAGUGAAUAUAUAUGUGAAACAACUGGAGACACUGAUACACCACCUUAUGUAUCUCAGUCGACAGACUAUAAAAAUGUGACAGUUCAAAGUAAUCCUGGUACGGUAGAAAUGAAGAUAUAUCCUGCAAAGAUGAAGUAUGAUGUUGGUGAAAAGAUUGAGAUUACCUGUCAAACAGGUGUUGAAAAUUCUGAAUCAAUCUGGACAUGGGAAGCCAUGCCACCUACUGAUUCAACCAGGGAGCUUAUGCAAAUAGAAGAAUUCCCAUCUGAACAUAUUUUUUCACCUGCCGUAAUGACAGAAAAUGCAAGAACAACGGAGGUUGAUCCACAAACAUCAACACAAUGUGGGUAUAAUACUGGAAGUACAUUGGAGCAUCACGUUGGUAUGGAGGAUGAUGGACUGAAAAUCAGAUGUAUGGUUAAUAACUCAGAACUUUUAAGUGCCAUUAAGACUAUCCACUUAACACUUGAUGACGUCAAGAAAAGAAUGCUACUUGCCGACACAGAACGGAUCAAGUUAGAACAAGAAAAACUGAAACAACAAAUAUCAAAGAAUACAACAAGCUGUAACUGUUGUUGUAAUUAGAUACAAAUAUAUAAUUGAUAUUAAAAAUACGACCAAACUGUAACUGUUGUAGUUAGUUACAUAUAUAUUCAUGUCAGAUUAAAUAUUUUACUUUUACUCUCAACAUUCCUCAUCUUUUUAAACAUAAAUUAUGAAACAGCUAAAUCUGCCUAUUGCAGGUCUUUCUUUAGGUGUGAAAUGUUAUCUAAAUUAUUAAAUAGACAUUAAUUAACUUAUCCAGACCAUAAUCAACUCUAGAUAGCAUCGCUAGCCUGCGAUAUUUACUGGAUUUGAAUCCGAUCUGUUGUUCAACACUCAUUGAUGAAUCUGUUGUUCAACACUCAUUGAUGAUUAAAUCCAAAAAUGGAUAAUCGAGACUAUAUUUUUUUAUCGUACUGACUUUAGUAAUGAUGAUCGAGGCUAGGUUUUAAAAUUAAAACGCUAAUAUCUCUGUUCAAAUUGAAUUUCAUCUAGUUUGUAACUAUUAUAGUGAGAACUCUCAGCUCUUUAUCGAAUCUUCCAUAAUGCCUCCUUAAGUUUUUGCAUCAUGCAUUAUGUUUUCUUUUGGAGGGUGGGGGAAGGGUGUAAAUCGUCUCGGGCAAACCUUUGUUAGAAUGGGAUAAAAAUUAAUAGUAAUAAUAAUAAAAAUAACUGUAAUAUUCUAGUAAUAAAAGAACUAUACUAAGUCA